AUGCCUCAACCGAAUCAAAUUGGAUACGCAGCAAUGAGUGUGUGUCAAAUAUUUUCCUUUAGAAAAAAAGAACUGCUCUUUUUUUCAGUUAAUUCUUAUGGCUUAAAUGGAAUGGGCCUUCAAUCGAUUGAACUUUAUUAUCAAAUGCCCAAAGAAUUGAUUAAUGAAGCCACAUAUAUUUGUGUUUUGAACGCAUGUUCACAUUCCGGACUUGUCAACGAAGCUCUUUCAAUAUUCAAAACUAUUGAAAUCGAAACGCAAAGAAUAUAUACCACUAUAAUCGAUUGUCUCAGUCGUGCAUUGUUUUUCGAAGAAGCACAAAAAUUAAUGGAGGAGUUUGAACGUUUACAUAUACCGGCAUUACCAAUGUAUCCAUCAGCUACAGUCCUUCUUGCUAAUGUUGAUGGAUCAUCUGGUCAUAUUGAUAAAGCGUCAGAUAUUAAAACUCAAUUAUAUCAAUCAGAUACAAAGAAAAGAAUUGGCCUUGCGUGGACUGUCACCAAUAGACAAGUUUAUCAAUUUCGAGCUCAUGAUCGAUCUCAUCCUCGAUCGCACGAAAUCAAAGCGGAGCUUGAAAAAAUAGCCAAUGAGCUUAUUGACCAUGGUCAUGUAUUUGAUGCAAUUCUUUGCGGACAUAGUGAAAAAAUUGCAAUAGCAUGGAAUUUUGUUGUCAAUCCCCAUACAUCAAAAAUUCAAGUUACGAAAAAUCUUCGUGUUUGUGGUGAUUGUCAUCGAGCAACUAAAUUAAUAGCUGCCAUUCGUCAAUGUGAAAUUAUUGUUAGUGAUGCAAAUCGUAUUCACCAUUUCUAUACGAAUGGACAAUGCUCAUGUAAUGAUUAUUUUUGA
This is a messenger RNA of Rotaria socialis, 846 nucleotides long. The record is from the annotation of a GenBank genome assembly. Lineage: Eukaryota; Metazoa; Rotifera; Eurotatoria; Philodinida; Philodinidae.